Cutaneotrichosporon oleaginosum is the source of this 423-nucleotide messenger RNA. RefSeq lists its product as uncharacterized. The record is from RefSeq and is a predicted model, not a curated record. NCBI's taxonomy places the organism in Eukaryota, Fungi, Basidiomycota, Tremellomycetes, Trichosporonales, Trichosporonaceae.
AUGAAGGACAUCACACUGCACGCCUCGAACCCCGACGACCCCCCGUCGUACGAGGACGCCAUCAACAGCCUGCCGGUGGCAGCUGCGCCCGCUCCCGCGCCCCCGCCGGCGUCCGGGUCCCCCUCUAGCGUUAGCGUGGCGCCAGCCAUGACGGUCACUACGCACAUCGCGGCCGCCGCGGCCGGUGUGCGAGCAGAUCUUGUGUGUGUUGCCGCCGGAGUGCGGCGCGAGCUGGUAGGCACUGCGGUCGGGGUCCGCCACGAACUUGGCGAGAUCGCGCGCGGCCUUGGUUGCGUGUAUAGCGAGGCGCACAAGGGUUGGAUCGAGGCGCGAAGCCUCUUGAGGCCCGAGCCGCGGCGCUCGGGUUGUGCCCGCCAAACACGACCGCUCACCGGAUGCAAGCGGGAGAAGGACUUGCCUUGA